Molecule: messenger RNA, 1991 nt
Organism: Opisthocomus hoazin
Lineage: Eukaryota; Metazoa; Chordata; Aves; Opisthocomiformes; Opisthocomidae
Gene: GRHL3
Product: grainyhead like transcription factor 3
Biological process (GO): regulation of transcription by RNA polymerase II
Cellular component (GO): nucleus
Molecular function (GO): DNA-binding transcription activator activity, RNA polymerase II-specific; RNA polymerase II cis-regulatory region sequence-specific DNA binding
Source: RefSeq, a predicted model, not a curated record
UCGGUGCGUCUGAUGAAGAAUGACACCAUGAACUUCCAGAAAUUCCCCUAUACCAAUGAAGACGAAGCCUGGAAGACCUACCUAGAGAACCCCCUGACAGCAGCCACCAAAGCGAUGAUGAGGGUGAAUGGAGAUGAUGACAGCGUGGCCGCCCUGAGCCUCCUCUAUGACUACUACAUGGUCCCAAAGGAGAAGAGGAUUCUUCCCUCUGGUGUGAUGGGACGCAAUGAACUAGGAAAGAGGCACUGCCACGGAAUGGAAUACGACCCAGAGAUUGCAUCCUUUGAUAGCUCAGCCCAUCUCAUGAAGCUCUUGUCUGAAAAUGUUUCCAUGACCCAAGAAUAUUGUGAGCCACAGAAGAAGAACGGCUUGAGUCUUGAAGGCGUCCCUCCUCCUCACAAGCCAGCCAUGCUUCCACCAGGCACUAGCAAGCUGGAUGCCACCCCAGACAACUACAUGGUCCCUCCAGGGGAUGUAUACGACAACAGCUCAUUGAACUCCCUCUUCGAGACCAUCCCCGUAGCCCCACCACAGCAGAGGUGGCAGCCAGACAGCACUUUCAAAGAGGAUCCCCAGGAGUCACUACUCUUCAGUGAUAUCCUCAAACCCCAGCCAGAGCCACCUUGCCCCGAGAGUUAUGCUACGGACGGUGCUAAGAGUGACUUUGAAUACACUCUGGGGUCACCCAAAGCUAUUCACAUCAAAUCCGGGGACUCUCCCAUGGCCUACCUCAACAAAGGACAGUUCUACCCCAUCACGCUGCGGACAGCUGGAGACAGCAAAUGUUUACACUUGUCCUCAAAUAAAGUGAAGAGUGUUGUGAUGAUUGUUUUUGACAACGAAAAGAUUCCGACGGAGCAGCUCAAGUUCUGGAAGCACUGGCAUUCCCGCCAGCCCACGGCCAAGCAGAGAGUCAUUGACGUCGCUGACUGUAAAGAAAACUUCAACACGGUACAGAACAUCGAGGAGCUAGCCUACAACGCACUGUCCUUCGUGUGGAACAUCCACGAAGAAGCAAAGGUAUUUAUUGGGGUGAAUUGCCUGAGCACUGACUUCUCCUCCCAGAAAGGAGUGAAAGGUGUCCCGCUCAACCUCCAGAUAGACACCUACGACUACGGCAAUGGAACCAGCCAGCUGGUGCACCGUGCCGUCUGCCAGAUCAAGAUAUUCUGCGAUAAGGGAGCAGAGAGGAAAAUGCGGGAUGAUGAAAGGAAACAGUUCAGAAGGAAAGGAAAAUGCCUGGACUCCAAUAACAAUGGUCUGAAAGGCUGUUUGCUCUCUGGCUUCAGAGGGAAUGAAAUCACGUUCCUGAGGCCAGAGACUGACCUCGAAACCCAGCCAGUCCUGUUUAUCCCCAACGUCCAUUUUUCCAACCUGCAGAGGUGUGGCACGGUGCUCCCCCCCGCUGUUCCCAACUCUGCAAACAGGCUGCCCUUAAAGCGGAGCGGGGCCUCGUUCACGGAUGAGUUUGACCCGAUACCUCCAAAGCAAACCAAGGAAGAAGAUCCUCAGAGAGUCUUGUUGUAUGUGCGGAGGGAGUCAGAGGAAGUGUUUGAUGCUCUCAUGUUGAAGACACCGGACCUCCAGGGCCUCAGAACAGCUAUUUCAGAAAAAUAUGGGCUUCCUGAAGAAAGCAUUUAUAAAGUCUACAAAAAAUGCAAAAGAGGGAUCCUGGUCAACAUGGACAACAACAUCAUCCAGCACUACAGCAACCACAUGGCCUUUCUCCUGGACAUGGUGGAAGCAGAGGACAAGUUCCAGAUCAUUCUCAAGGAGCUAUAAAGAGCCGCAGGCAGCGCUUACUGGGACUUCUCUCAAAACCGGCAAGUUCGACCCACCAGAACUCAGCCUGGUGCCCCACCGUGUUGCCUUGACUUGAAUACGCUGCCUCUGGGGAGGGCCUCGGCCUCGCGGCGCCCGGCCGGAGACUGCUUGGAAGAUCUGUUACCGAUGUGAACGUGGAACUUCUCUCUGUUGAGUUUAUUAUUAUU